UGGCUAUUGAGCUCGGAUUUGGCCUCUUUGGAAACAAUAAGAAAUUGAAGUACCUCGGUGCAUAGUGCGAUCGCACUCAAGAAUAAGAAAUGAUCAAAGCAAAACGAAUCUAGUCCUAGAGAGCAGCAAAUCAUGGCAAUAAUAAAGGAAACCAAAGACGACAGAACAGAGAAGUGCCCAAAAGAAAUUUGAAAAACAAGACCAAAGAGAAGAAGACAGAUCAGAGAGAUUGUACAGGAUCUUGGGGGAGAAUCUAUACUCUUUACAGCAAGCUUUAUUUUUUCUCUUCAAAAGCAGAAACGGUGGGUCAGCUUGGUCUCUCCUGGGUCUUCCCUCUCGACUAUUUAUAUCUCUUCUACUAAUAGCUUGACAUCGGAGAUCAUGAACGAGUCUACCUCAGCUCCCCCACCAAAAGAUUCGAAGCCUAAAUGGGUACUUCCCUACAGGACCCAAGAUCUCGGAGAAAUCUACACACUAGGUCGAGAACUCGGCCAGGGCCAGUUCGGCAUCACAUACCUCUGCACAGAGAUGUCCACUGGCCACAAGUACGCCUGUAAGUCAAUCCCGAAGCGCAAGCUCCUCUAUGCAGAGGACUACGAGGAUGUUUUGAGGGAGAUUCAGAUAAUGCACCACUUGUCUGAGCAUCCACACGUGGUGAGGAUCCGAGGCACGUAUGAGGACUCUGUGGCUGUGCACUUGGUGAUGGAGCUCUGUGAGGGUGGAGAACUCUUUGAUAGGAUAGCGAAGAAGGGUCAUUUCAGUGAGAGAGAGGCUGCCAAGUUGAUAAAGACCAUCCUUGGGAUUGUGGAGGCGUGUCAUUCUCUGGGGGUUAUUCAUAGAGACCUCAAGCCUGAGAACUUCUUGUUUGAUAGUGCGGAGGAGGAUGCCGCUCUUAAAGCCACCGAUUUUGGGCUAUCUGUCUUCUACAAGCCAGGUCAAACCUUCUGUGAUGUUGUUGGGAGUCCAUAUUAUGUUGCACCAGAGGUGUUGCGGAAGCAUUAUGGACCUGAAACGGAUGUGUGGAGUGCUGGAAUUAUAUUAUACAUCUUGUUAAGUGGGGUGCCACCUUUCUGGGCUGAAUCUGAAAAGGGGAUCUUCCGAGAGAUUUUACAAGGUAAGUUGGAUUUUCAGUCUGAACCAUGGCCUGGGAUCUCCGAAAGUGCCAAGGAUCUCAUACGGAAAAUGCUUGAACGGAAUCCAAAGAAAAGACUAACAGCUCAUGAAGUUCUUUGCCACCCGUGGAUUGUAGAUGACAUUGCUCCAGAUAAACCUCUUGAUUCUACAGUGCUAUAUCGCCUAAAGAAGUUCUCUGCAAUGAACAAACUUAAGAAGAUGGCUUUGCGGGUCAUAGCUGAGAAGCUUUCUGAAGAAGAAAUUGGUGGUUUGAAAGAGUUGUUCAAAAUGAUAGACACAGACAACAGCGGAACAAUAACAUUUGAUGAACUGAAAGAUGAAUUGAAGCGAGUGGGCUCUGAACUUAUGGAGUCCGAGCUCAAGGAUCUUAUGGAUGCAGCAGAUAUUAACCGCAGCGGAACAAUUGACUAUGGUGAAUUUCUUGCUGCUACCCUGCACUUGAAUAAGCUGGAGAGAGAGGAGAAUUUAUUGUCGGCCUUCUCCUUUUUUGACAAGGAUGGCAGUGGUUACAUAACCAUUGAUGAGCUUCAACAAGCCUGCAAAGAGUUUGGUUUAGGUGAAGUCCAUCUUGAUGAAAUGAUUAAAGAAAUUGAUCAAGAUAAUGAUGGACAAAUAGAUUAUGGGGAGUUUGCUGCAAUGAUGAGGAAGGGCAAUGGAGGAGUGGGGAGGAGAACCAUGAGAAGCAAGUUAAAUCUGGAUGCCCUCGGACUGGUGAACAAUAGGUCUAAUGAGCUGAUUGAUUGUCCACCUUAAGUAAUUAAACUUUUGGCAAUUUAUUCUUAUGCAAGCAUCCUUAUGAAUAGAAAAACGCUGAUUAAAUCUUUGAGUGGUGUUGCCAUGAAGGCAACCUCAUCUUUCUUCCAUUGUAAGGUAUUUGUGAGGCAAAAUUAUAUGCCAGACAGCUUUUUCUUAUUCCAAGCAUUAUAUUUUCAUUGUAAUAUACAUAUUACAUAUAUAUUUUAUACUUUAUAGUCC
Molecule: messenger RNA, 2109 nt
Organism: Juglans regia (Persian walnut)
Lineage: Eukaryota; Viridiplantae; Streptophyta; Magnoliopsida; Fagales; Juglandaceae
Product: calcium-dependent protein kinase SK5
Biological process (GO): peptidyl-serine phosphorylation; intracellular signal transduction; protein autophosphorylation
Cellular component (GO): nucleus; cytoplasm
Molecular function (GO): calcium/calmodulin-dependent protein kinase activity; calmodulin binding; ATP binding
Source: RefSeq, a predicted model, not a curated record